GCUGCGGGCUCACAAAGCGGCCGGACGCGCGGCGGCGGGUGGCAGGAGCGCAGGAGAGCCGGCGGCUGCUCAGCCUUUCCAGCCACCGCGCUUCGUCAGCUCUGGCCACUCGGAUUCGGGGACCUGCACCGGCUCUCAAGAUGCCGGCGAUUGCGGUGCUCGCGGUGGCGGCCGCGGCGUGGUGCUUCCUGCAGGUGGAGAGCCGGCACCUGGACGCGCUGGCCCGGGGUGCGGGCCCCCACAACGGCAAUUUCUUAGACAAUGACCAGUGGCUGAGCACCGUCUCCCAGUACGACCGGGACAAGUACUGGAACCGCUUUCGAGAUGAUGAUUAUUUCAGAAACUGGAAUCCCAGCAAGCCUUUUGACCAAGCCCUGGACCCAUCUAAAGAUCCUUGCCUGAAGGUAAAAUGCAGCCCCCACAAAGUGUGUGUGACCCAGGAUUACCAGACUGCCCUGUGUGUUAGCCGCAAGCACCUACUGCCCAGGCAAAAGAAGUGGACUGUGGCCCACAAACACUGGGUGGGGCCUUCGAAUCUGGUCAAGUGCAAGCCCUGCCCCGUGACACAGUCCCCUCUGGCCAUGGUCUGCGGCUCUGAUGGCCACACUUACACCUCCAAGUGCAAGUUGGAGUUCCAUGCUUGUUCAGCCAACAAAGCCCUCACCACCCUCUGUGAUGGGCCCUGUCCAUGUCUUCCAGAGCCUGAGCCACCAAAGCACAAGGCAGAAAAGAGUGCUGCCUGUACAGACAAGGAAUUGAGGAACUUGGCUUCCCGGCUCAAAGACUGGUUUGGAGCCCUUCAUGAGGAUGCCAACAGGGUCAUCAAGCCCACCAGCUCCGACACAGCCCAAGGCAGAUUUGACACCAGCAUCUUGCCCAUCUGCAAGGACUCCCUGGGCUGGAUGUUCAAUAAAUUGGACAUGAACUAUGACCUCCUGCUUGACCACUCAGAGAUCAAUGCCAUCUACCUGGAUAAGUAUGAGCCCUGCAUCAAGCCUCUCUUCAACUCUUGCGACUCUUUCAAGGAUGGCAAGCUCUCUAACAAUGAGUGGUGCUACUGCUUCCAGAAGCCUGGAGGUCUCCCUUGCCAGAAUGAAAUGAAUAGGAUUCAGAAGCUGAGCAAGGGGAAAAGUCUGUUGGGAGCAUUCAUACCUCGCUGUAAUGAGGAGGGCUAUUACAAAGCUACACAGUGCCAUGGCAGCACUGGACAGUGCUGGUGUGUGGAUAAAUAUGGGAACGAGCUGGCUGGCUCCAGAAAACAGGGUGCCGUGAGCUGUGAAGAAGAGCAGGAAACCUCGGGGGACUUUGGCAGUGGCGGUUCCGUGGUCCUGCUGGAUGACUUGGAGGAUGAGCAGGAGCUGGGGCCGAAGAACAGGCUGGGGAAGCUGAGGGUGCACGCCCGUGCAGUGAGGGAGGACGACGAGGACGAAGAUGACGACAAAGAGGAUGAGAUCGGCUACAUAUGGUAGUCCCCCCCAACACCCAUCCCCCCCAGAAGAGGACACAGAGGUUUCACACAAACUUGCAAGUCACUUCCUAUUCCUGCAUUUGUAUGUAAGACUCAUGGCACCAGCACCCAGGCCUGGUCUCCAUUGUCGCUCUCUAUGCCCAGUCCAAGGUUUGGAAGACGCCUUGUUCCUAGAA
Molecule: messenger RNA, 1644 nt
Organism: Erinaceus europaeus (western European hedgehog)
Lineage: Eukaryota; Metazoa; Chordata; Mammalia; Eulipotyphla; Erinaceidae
Gene: SPOCK1
Product: SPARC (osteonectin), cwcv and kazal like domains proteoglycan 1
Exons: 11
Coding region: 141-1469 (442 amino acids)
Molecular function (GO): calcium ion binding; protein binding
Source: RefSeq, a predicted model, not a curated record